Molecule: messenger RNA, 1524 nt
Organism: Sporothrix brasiliensis 5110
Lineage: Eukaryota; Fungi; Ascomycota; Sordariomycetes; Ophiostomatales; Ophiostomataceae
Exons: 3
Coding region: 1-1524 (507 amino acids)
Biological process (GO): transmembrane transport
Cellular component (GO): membrane
Molecular function (GO): transmembrane transporter activity
Source: RefSeq, a predicted model, not a curated record
AUGGCCGAACUGCAGGGCGACAAGCCCGCGGCCGACAAUGUCGACAACGUCGACAACGUCGAGACGCGCAAUCUCGCCUACGACGACGAGUACGACAACAGCCCGGCCGCGCGGGCCAUGACGCGCCGCAUCCUGUGGCGGCUCGACACGCGCAUUCUGCCGGUGCUCGCGCUCUUGUUCCUGUGCUCGUUCCUCGACCGCACCAACGUCGGCAACGCGCGGCUGUACGGGCUCGAAAAGGAGCUCGGCAUGGACGCCGCCGACGUGCAGUACGACCAGGGGCUGGCCGUGUUCUACGCGACGUACAUUGUCAGCGAGGUGCCGAGCAACCUGGUGCUCAAGCGCGUGACGCCGCGCGUGUGGCUGCCGUUCCUGACGUUUGCGUGGGGCGUCGUGAGCAUGUGCCAGGGCUUCAUCCAGAACUUUGCCGGCUUCGUGGCCGUGCGCGCCGUGCUGGGCUUCACCGAGGGCGGCCUGCUGCCGGGCAUGGUGCUGUACCUGUCGAGCAUGUACACGCGGCGCGAGCUGGCGCUGCGCAUCGGCCUGUUCUACACGGCGGCGUCGCUCUCGGGCGCCUUUGGCGGCCUGCUGGCGCGCGGCCUGUCGGAGCUCGGCGGCCACAGCGGCAUGUCCGCGUGGCGCUGGAUCUUUAUCAUCGAGGGGCUCCUCACGGUGGCGGCCGCGGCCGUGGCCGCGCUCGUCCUGCCCAACGGGCUGGUGGGUGCGUCGUUUUUGAGCGAGCAGGAGAAGGCGCACGCGGCACGGCGGCUGCAGCGAAACGUGGUCACAGGCAGCACGGGCAGCACGGGCAGCACGGGCAGCAUCAUGAAUCCAGAGCACGAGGCGGCCGAGACGUUUAGCUGGCACGAGGUCGGGCGGGCGGUGUUCAGCUGGCAGACGUGGCUGUCGGCAUGUGCCUACUUUGGCAUCCUGUCGGGGCUGUACUCGUUUGGGCUAUUUCUCCCCACGAUCAUUGCCGCCCUCGGCCACACGGCCAACGCGGCCCAGCUGUGGUCGGUUAUCCCGUACGCAGUGGCGUCUGUCGUUACAGUCAUUGUCGCUUUUGCGUCCGACUAUUUCCAGGUCCGCGGCGUCAUCAUGCUGGUCACGAUGCCCAUUGCCAUUAUCGGCUACGCCGUGAUUGCCAACGUCCACAGCCCCAGCGUCAAGUACGGCAUGACCUUUUUGAUGGCCACGGGCCUCUACAGCAGCGUCCCGCCCGUGCUCGGCUGGCUCGCCAACAACUCGGCCGGCCACUACAAGCGGGCCACGGCGGCGGCGCUGCAGCUGGCGAUUGCCAACUGCGGCGGGUUUGUCACCGUGUUUGUGUACCCGUCGACACAGAGCCCGCAGUUCCACAAGGGCCAUACGAUCAUCCUGAGUCUGCUGGUGGCCGGGUGGUUUUUGAUUCUGGGCAAUGUGGUGUACUGCUACAAGGUCAACAAAGACAAGGUGAGCGGCAAGUACGACCAAUACAUUGGGACAGGAGACGACCGGGAUCCGUCGUUCCGGCUGGUGCUGUAG